Fusarium mangiferae is the source of this 5991-nucleotide messenger RNA. Its product is annotated as putative polyketide synthase. The record is from RefSeq and is a predicted model, not a curated record. Gene Ontology annotation, biological process: fatty acid biosynthetic process. Gene Ontology annotation, molecular function: phosphopantetheine binding; 3-oxoacyl-[acyl-carrier-protein] synthase activity. The transcript has a single exon. Bases 1 to 5991 code for a protein of 1996 amino acids. Lineage: Eukaryota; Fungi; Ascomycota; Sordariomycetes; Hypocreales; Nectriaceae.
AUGACCGCCAAACAUGAGCCCAUAGCCGUGGUUGGAAUGGCAAUCAAGGUCGCCGGAGCCGACGACGUGCAAGAGUUUUCGCAAAUGCUGCGCACCGGAAAGUCACAGCAUGAGUUGAUUGGGCCGGACCGUCUUAUGAUGGACACGCUGUUUCGCGAGGAAGAAAAGGAUCCGUCGCGAAAUUGGUAUGGAAAUUUCAUCAGAGACGUUGACGCCUUCGACCACAAGUUCUUCAAGCGCAGUCCGAGAGAGUCCACCACUAUGGACCCCCAGCAGCGUUUGUUUCUACAGGCUGCUUACCAGGCUGUCGAGCAGUCAGGCUAUUUCACUGAAAAUGACAAUGGCGGCGAUAAGGAUAAGAGGCAUGUUGGUGUGUAUGUUGGAGCUUGUGCUGCUGACUACGAGCACCAUGUCGCAUGCCACUCUGCCAACGCUUUCACGGCCACCGGAAACCUGAAGAGCUUUGUUCCAGGAAAGGUAUCGCACUAUUUUGGAUGGACAGGCCCAUCCAUGACAUUCGACACAGCUUGCUCAUCUUCGGCCGUUGCCAUCCACACAGCCUGUCAGAAUCUCCUGUCUGGCGAAUGCUCGGCUGCUCUGGCUGGCGGUAUAGCUACGAUGUCUAACUUUCUCUGGUUUCAGAACCUUGCGGGAGCUAGCUUCCUCAGCCCGAGUGGACAGUGCAAGCCCUUUGAUGAUGCAGCAGAUGGAUACUGCCGGGCCGAGGGUAUCGCCUGUGUUUUCCUAAAGAGGCUGAGCGAUGCUCUGAAAGAUGGAAAUCCUGUUUAUGGAUGUAUUGCCAGCACAGCUGUGUACCAAAAUCAGAACUGCACCCCUUUGUUUGUGCCAAACUCCCCGUCUCUCUCCCAGCUCUUCAGAGAUGUCAUCGCCAAAGCAGGCCUCAAACCGAGCGACAUCUCCCUUGUCGAGGCUCACGGAACAGGCACACCUGUUGGUGAUCCCGCGGAAUAUGAAAGUAUUCGCCUUGCCAUUGGCGGAUCAAACCGCGAAACAACACUGCCCAUCGGUUCUGUCAAAGGACACAUUGGCCAUACUGAGGGUGCAUCGGGAAUAGUAUCACUCAUUAAAGUCAUCGUCAUGAUGCAGGAAAAGUACAUUCCUCCCCAGGCUAGCUUCUCCAAAAUGAGCUCUCACAUUAAAGUGACACCUUUCGACAUGAUGGAAGUCGUCACUAGCUUGCAACAUUGGGGCGUUGACCACGGAGCCAUGAUGGCAGUCGAGUCUGAGGAGGCUCAUGUACUUGAGCUUCUGGCUGAAGCAAAUGAGUCAGAUGGGACGGCCGAAAUAGCGUGCCAUAACGGGCCGCGCAGCUUCACACUUGCCGGACCUACCAGAUCAAUCGAAAGGGUCGCUGAGGUGAUAGCAAGAGACUCCAGAUUCCAGUCCAUCAAGUUUAAAUGGCUCAACGUGACAAACGCUUUCCACUCGAGCCUGGUCGAUCAACUGACCCCGGAGCUGGAAGCCAUUGGUAGAGAACUAGAGUUCAAGGAGCCUUCCAUACCACUGGAACGAGCAACUCGUACCAGGAUCGACUCCAAGCCAGAAGAUAAGUUUGUUUCGGAGCAUAUGAGAAAUCCAGUGUAUUUCAACCAUGCUAUACAGCGACUCGCAAACGAUUACCCCUCCGCUGUCUUUAUCGAAGCGGGAUCGACCUCUGGUAUCACCAUGAUGGCAAGUCGUGCCUUGGCAGGACACAAAGAUUUCAGUUCACAGUACUUCCAAGCAAUCAACCUUACAAACGACAAGGCAAUGGACAAUCUCACAGACGCCACCUUGUCCUUGUGGAAUCAGGGGCUGUCCCUUGCUUUCUGGGGCCACCACCCAUCACAGAGUAGCGAGUACACCACGAUGAUGAUACCACCAUAUCAAUUUGAAAUGUCUAAGCACUGGCUUGAACUCAAAUCUCCUCUUCAAGCUGUAAAUGCUGCUGCUGCUGCACUUGGACCCCCACAGUCCACUGCCGAGGGCAAAGAAAGAGGACAUGGGAAAACAGACGGUCUGUGGAGUUUGGUUUCCGGCCAGGCAGAUGGCCCGGUAUUCCGUAUCAACACAAGCUCAGAAAAGUACAGAAGCUUCAUCUCGGGACAUUUGAUUGCCCAAACCGCCCCCAUCUGUCCUGCUACCCUCAUGGUUGAUAUGGCCAUCGAGGCACUGUUUAGCAUCAAUUCGAAAUGGAGGGAAAACGGCUUUCUCCCCGUUAUUCACCACAUGGUCAACCACUCGCCACUCUGCGUCAACUCUUCACUUACUACCUAUCUCAAGUUUGAGCCGCUAGGCGAUCAAGGUACCCACUGGAAGUGGAGGAUCUAUAGUCAUGAGUCACAAUCAGACGAGAAACAUGCGGAGACGCAUGUUGAAGCUGAGAUUCACAUCCGAGAUCCUCUCGAUAGAGGCUAUCAAUCGGAGUUCUCACGCUUCGAUCGACUAGUGACCCACACCAACUGCACAAAGAUGCUUCAGCUCGGCUUGGGUGGGCAUCAAGCUGACCGGAUUGACGUUCUGACGGGCCGCAACAUAUACCGCACGUUCUCUGAUGUUGUUGACUACGGUGACUUAUAUCGUGGCGUCGGAGCUAUUGUCGGUUCUUCAACUGAGUGCACAGGGCACAUUGUCAAGAAACCCUCUGGGAUCACCUGGCUCGACGUACCUCUCAGCGACUCCUUCAGUCAAGUCGGCGGCAUCUGGGUAAAUUGCAUGACCGACUGCGAUCCAGCUGAUAUGUUCAUUGCCACGGGUUGUGAGUUGUCUAUGCGGUCCCCGUUUGUCGACCAAGAAUCCGAUCAGACCCAGGAGAGCUGGCAUAUAUUUGGUCGGCAUACUCGCCAAUCUGAGAAACUCUGGGUAUCAGACUUAUUUAUCUUUAAUGCAUCAACUGGCCUAUUGCGUGAGGUGAUGAUGGGUAUUCAGUAUGCGCGGGUGGCAAAGGCCUCUAUGCGCCGUAUGUUGACGAGGCUGACUACUGAUCCGUCAGCUCUCAAAUUAAAGCCACCAACGGAAAUUAUCUCCAAGCCCACUGAGCCUAUACUCACUCCUCCCCUAUCCCCUGGAAAUGUUGCUGAAGAUAGAGGAGCUUCUAAAGAAGAGGGGGUAUCUAUCAAGCCCAGAGCCCCCAGCCAUCCGGAUAUCACGGAGGACGUUAAGAAGCUUGUGGCACAUGUGGCAGGAAUAGAGGCUGGCGAUAUUACGCUUGAUGCCGAAAUGGCGGAUUUUGGUAUCGACUCGCUUAUGGGUAUGGAGGUUGCUCGUGAGGUUCAGGUCGUUUUUAAGUGCACCUUGGAUCAGAAUGAGCUGAUGGAGGCAACAAGUCUCCGAAAGUUUGUCGUAUGCAUAUCGAAAGCGCUCUAUGGCCCUGAUUACGAUGGUGCCUCAGCUUCCAGCACCGACGACAACAGCGAGUCAUCUGGUAGCUCGUCUGAUUUGAGCAAGGUGUCAAGCUUGACUACACCCACAGACCUCGACCUGGCACAGACUCCACCAAAACCUUCAUCGUCUAUGGAUUCGAAGCCGGUAUCAAGCAAUCUGCAGCUUUCCGCGUCCGAUGUACUGGCAUCAUUCGCUCAGGUGAAACUUCUCUGCGAUGAGCACCUUGUAGACUUUAAAGUCGAUAACAUCGACCGUGAGGUCUUGGCUGGCUCCAGUCGUCUCUGUGUCGCCCUUGUCGUUGAGGCCUUUGAACAGCUUGGUGCCUCUCUGACGACUGUAGAGCCUGGAAGAGUCCUCGAACGCAUACAGUUCCCGCCAGCUCACACAAGAUUGGUGGACUUCAUCUAUAGAUUCCUUUCUGAUAAUGCCCGCCUUAUCGAUAUCAACGAUACAACCGGACAGAUCACGCGUACACGGGUUCCUACUCCUCGCAAGACAAGUUCGCAGAUACUCGAAGAGCAGCUGGCCAAGUAUCCCGAGUUUGUAGUGGCCAACAGACUCACCUACUAUGCAGGAACUCACUUGGCCGAUGUUCUCAAGGGAAAGACAGACGGCCUUCGUCUUAUCUUUGGAAGUAUCGAGGGUCGUGAUCUAGUACAAGCAUUGUACUGUGACCACACUUUCAACCGAAUGAACUAUAACCACAUGAAGCUUGUUACAGAAAAUCUGGUGGAGAGACUUGGAAACAGUCAGCCUGGCGAGACGCUGAAGAUACUCGAAGUAGGUGCUGGAACUGGAGGGACAACCCAUGUCCUGGCGCCAAUGCUAGCAAAGCUCGGAAUCCCCGUUGAGUACACAUUUACAGAUAUAUCUGGAUCUAUGGUUGCAAACGCCAGACGCAAGUUUGGCAAGUCAUAUCCCUUCAUGAGAUUUGCAUUCCACGACAUCGAAACACCGCCAGCUGAAGAUCUGAAGGGUCAACACAUCAUCAUUGGUAGCAACGCGGUGCAUGCAACCAGGAAUCUUGUGACUUCUGCUUCUAAUUUAAGAAGUGCACUGCGUGCCGAUGGCUUUUUGAUGAUCCUGGAGAUGACCGAAUCUGUACCCUUUGUCGACAUCAUCUUCGGUCUCCUCGAGGGCUGGUGGCUGUUCGACGAUGGCCGCCAGCAUGCCAUUAUUACCGCUGAGGAAUGGGAGCGUAAUCUUCACAACGCUGGUUACGGCCAUGUUGACUGGACUGAUGGAUCACUGCCCGAGAACACUUUCCAGAAGGUCAUCAUCGCUCUCGCAUCAGGAAAGCCCCGAGAUAGGCUACCCAAAUCAACCUUGAGCAAGGCAGCAGUUGAGGAGUCGAUAAGCGAAGAGCAGGAAAGGCAGAGAGAGUUGGAAAUUGAACGAUAUAUUGCUAAGUACUCGGCUGGCUUUGAGGCACACAACGAGGUACGAGACGCCCGCCCAAUCACCCGGACCCAGAGCAAGAAGGCUGUGGUCCUUUUGACUGGCGCUACCGGUAGUCUCGGCUCUCACCUAGCCAGCAGUCUUGCGAGUAACGACCAUGUGGAAACAGUUGUCUGUAUCAACCGCCGAAGUAGGGCACCAGUUGAAGAACGACAGGACGAAGCUUUCAGGUCUCGCGGCAUUACACUCACUUCUGCUCAGCAAUCCAAGUUGCGUAUUCUCGAAGUAGAUGCCUCGAGCUCCAACCUAGGCCUCCCUACGUCCGACUAUGAAUGGCUGGUGCAGAAUGGGACGCACAUUAUACACAACGCUUGGCCAAUGAGUGGAACUCGGCCUGUCAAGGCAUUCGAACCUCAAUUCCGGGCUCUCCGUCACCUGUUGGAUCUUGCACGGGACAUGUCCCGUCGCAAGGAUGUUCCUCGUAUCACGUUCCAGCUCGUGUCUUCUAUAGGUGUUGUCGGCCACUUCAACUCAUCCCGAGGUCCAGAGGAGCGUGUUUCCCUAGGAUCUGUGCUUCACAUCGGUUACUGUGAAGCAAAAUGGGCAUGCGAGCGUAUCCUCGAUCAGACACUACACAAGCAUCCAGAUGUCUUUGAUGCCAUGGUUGUGCGUCCCGGACAGAUCGCUGGUUCAAGCAAAAGCGGCUUUUGGAAUCCCAUAGAACACUUCGCAUUUCUCGUCAAGUCGGCUCAGUCUCUCCGUGCAUGGCCCGAUUUUGAUGGCGUUGUGCAAUGGGUCCCAGUGGAUAAUGUGGCUAAUACCAUGGUUGAUUUUCUAUAUCUAGGGGAUAUAGAUCGUCCUGAGCCGCAUCCCGUCUACCAUAUCGAUAACCCAGUUGGGCAGCCCUGGAAAGUCAUGUCACAAGCGUUGGCGGCUGCUCUGGACAUUCCACCUCGGCGCAUUAUCCCUUUCAGCCGAUGGGUAAAGCUGGUGCGUAACUCGCCACUUCCAGCCGAUACCUGGAACCCGGCUGCACGACUUAUUGAUUUCUUGGAUUCUAACUUUGAGCGCAUGUCUUGCGGUGGUUUGAUUCUCGACACGAUGAAGGCACAGAAGCACUCUAGUACUUUGUCAGCACAAGGUCCUGUUACUACAGAAAUUGCUGUGAAAUACAUAAGAUACUGGAAGGAGAGUGGUUUUUUAGCUUAG